Molecule: messenger RNA, 1038 nt
Organism: Suillus subaureus
Lineage: Eukaryota; Fungi; Basidiomycota; Agaricomycetes; Boletales; Suillaceae
Exons: 5
Coding region: 1-1038 (345 amino acids)
Molecular function (GO): 4-hydroxy-tetrahydrodipicolinate synthase activity
Source: RefSeq, a predicted model, not a curated record
AUGAGUUUCAACGGUAAUGGUACACAUGCUUCAACGGUUCGCCCUUUGAAACCUGGCAUUUAUGCGCCAAUUCCAUCGUUCUUCCUUCCCGAGUCCGAAGAUCUCGACAUCCCCUCUUUUGAGAACCAUGUCGUCCGUGUCGCAACUGCCGGAGUUGGACCGCUUUUGGCUGGGUCGAUGGGCGAAGCUAUCCAUUUAUCACAUGAAGAGCGGGUGAUAUUGAUCAAGACUGCAAGGAAGGCACUUGACCAUGCGGGGUUAUUAAACAUUCCGGUCAUAGCCGGCAUCGGCGCCGGCAGCACUCGCGAGUCCAUAGACCUAGCAAAUGAAGCCGCUGCAGCUGGUGCAGACUACGCCAUCGCUAUCACCAGCGGUUACUUUGCUGGUGCACUUGCUGGCGACAAGAAGGCACUGAAAGCUUUCUUCCAAGAAGUUAGCUCUAAGAGUCCCAUACCAGUAAUAAUCUACAAUUACCCUGGUGCCAGUGGAGGUAUCAACUUGGACUCAGACCUCAUCACUGAGUUGGCUAUUGAGUGCCCGAAUAUCUGCGGUGUCAAGCUCACCUGUGGAGAUGUCGGGAAGCUUACCCGCGUGGCAGCCACGGUCUCGGAUCCGAUGUUUUCAUCUCUUCACCCCCGGACAAACAAGAAUGCGCCUUUCCUUGUCCUUGGCGGAUUCAGCGACUUCCUUUUGCCGUCGGCGUAUUCAAAUGGGGAUGGUGCUAUUACUGGCCUUGCAAACGUUGCUCCUUAUGCUAUUGUCAAACUCUUUGAGUUAAGCGAGGCUUCGAUAAUUGAUCCUUCCUUCCUUCCCGAGGCACAGCGGCUGCAAGGCAUCGUUGGGCGUGCAGACGCCACCAUUGCAAAGGCGUCGAUUUCAGGAACGAAAUACCUUCUCCAGAAAUUGUACGGCUAUGGCGGCCAUCCCCGAAGGCCCCUCCCGCCCAUUGAACCUGUAGUAGCCGAGGCCUUGUGGGAGCAUUCGCACACGCAAGCCCUCGUGCGUCUUGAACAGGAGGUCAGCGGAAAGGUGCGGUAA